ACAUGACUUCUACCCAUUGCCAUAAGAUAAGAUGCACCCACCCCACCAUCUUAUCUCUAAACUCACCCAAUUUUCCACCAAAUUGUAGCCAUGGAUCCCAAGCUAGUCGAGCUCUACGACACCAUGGGUUUCAUACGCAACCCAGAUGGUUCAUUAACACGUAUUCGGGAAAACACCGCCGACCCAACCUACGCCGUUGAUCCAUCCUUAGUUCUAACCAAAGAUAUCUCCAUAAACCAAUCCAAAAACACUUGGGCUCGAAUUAUCCUACCCCGCCAGGCGCUUGAUUCUCCGCCCCAAUCCAAACUGCCCCUCAUACUCUUCUUUCACGGCGGGGGAUUUAUCGUGGCCGGCCCGGCCGAGCCGAGCUUCCAAGAUUUCUACCGCGCCAUGGCCACUCUAAUCUCCGCGGCGGUGGUCUCCGUCUCGUACCGCCGCGCGCCGGAGGACCGGCUGCCGGCGGCGUACGAUGAUUGCCUGGAAUCACUGCACUGGAUCAAAGACAGCGACGAUGAGUGGCUGAGAAAUUCCGUUGACUUCUCUCGGUGCUUUAUCAUGGGCGAAAGCGCCGGCGGGAACCUAGCCUACCGCGUGGGCCUACGCGCAUCGGCGAGUUGUGCGGAGCUGAAGCCUUUGGAGAUCAAAGGGCUGAUAUUACACGAACCGUUUUUUGGGGGGAUGGAGAGGACAGAAUCGGAAUUAAGAUCUGAGAAUGAUACGGUGCUUCCAUUGGAUCUGACCGAUCUGACGUGGGAGGUGGCACUUCCACUGGGCGUUGACCGGGAUCACGUUUACUGUAAUCCAAUGGUUGAGAUUAAAGCGAAUCCCGGGAUGUUUGAUGAGGUUAAGCGUCUGGGGUGGAGGAUUUGGGUGUCGGGUAGUAAGGGAGACCCGACGGUUGACCGGCAAGUGGAGGUAUUGAAUGCGUUGCAAAAUAUGGGAGUGAAAGCGGUGGGUCGGUUCAUUGAGGGAGGGCGACAUGGCAUUGAGCUUUCUGAUCCACCCAAAGCUAAGGAACUGUGCAUUGCGAUAAAAGAGUUUGUAGAAUCCUAAAUGCUUCUGCUGAAAUUAAACUUAAAUACAUCAUUUUAAUUAUUUACUGUGAAGUGUGUCCCACACGUUAUUGUAUUUGGAGGCCGGUUUUAUAUCAGAACAAGGAAAAUGGCAUGUCAUUCCUCCUACCUUUAUCAAAAUGUUUAGAGUUGGAGUGUACCAAUGAUACACAUAGUACCCUAUAUUUAAUUGGUCUAUUAUUUGUCAAAAAUAUUAAGUAAAUGUUGUUAGGAUGUUAGUUUUAUCAAUCACGGACUAAGUAUUUGGUACGUAA
Messenger RNA from Ipomoea triloba (trilobed morning glory), 1327 nucleotides. RefSeq names its product carboxylesterase 1-like. The record is from RefSeq and is a predicted model, not a curated record. NCBI's taxonomy places the organism in Eukaryota, Viridiplantae, Streptophyta, Magnoliopsida, Solanales, Convolvulaceae. The transcript has a single exon. Gene Ontology annotation, molecular function: hydrolase activity. The coding region runs from base 91 to 1053 and encodes 320 amino acids.